Molecule: messenger RNA, 1344 nt
Organism: Cucumis sativus (cucumber)
Lineage: Eukaryota; Viridiplantae; Streptophyta; Magnoliopsida; Cucurbitales; Cucurbitaceae
Product: cyclase-like protein 2
Exons: 7
Coding region: 179-991 (270 amino acids)
Molecular function (GO): arylformamidase activity
Source: RefSeq, a predicted model, not a curated record
GGAAAGGCUCCAAAUGCUCUAAAAAGUUGAGUUGAUAAAGACGUAAAAUUGAUGUUAUGUGAUUGAAGUGAAGAAGAAGAAGUCGUGCACUUGGCAAUUUCUUAUUUUAUAUUAUAUUCCUUUUUUGUAUGUGAGGCAUUAUCGAGAACAUCCGGUGGUGCCAUUUCCGGUUGAAACCAUGAACCACUCACUGCCACUCCACCUACUACUACUAUACUCACUACUCUUCACAAUUUCCUCCGCCUCGAUUCCUUCCGUUUCCCAAGAAAUUGAAGCUCCGCUGUCCAGCAGCAACGAAAAUCUCUUCCCUAUCCGUAGAGAGGUUUACGGCGAUGGCCGAAUCUUCGAUAUCACUCACCGAUACUCCCCAGAGACCCCCUGUUGGGACUUCCAGGAAAAUGGGCUCGGCCAGUUUGUGUGGUUGACGAGGACCAUGAAGAACGGCUCCGAAGCCAAUUUCUCCCAGGUUAAGCUUCCCAAUCAUGCCGGCACGCACGUUGACGCUCCUGGUCACAUGUUCGAUCAUUACUUCGACGCUGGAUUCGAUGUCGAUACGCUCGAUUUGGGAGUGCUCAAUGGUCCUGCACUGUUGGUGGAUGUACCAAGGGACGCAAAUAUAACAGCUGAAGUUAUGAAGUCCUUAAAUAUCCCCAAAGGAAUAAUACGCGUGUUGUUCAGAACACUAAAUACUGACAGGAAGCUCAUGUAUAAAAAGAAAUAUGACACAAGCUAUACUGGAUUCAUGAAGGAUGGAGCUAAAUGGUUGGUGGAGAAUACUGACAUCAAACUUGUUGGACUUGAUUACCUAUCAGUUGCAGCUGAUGAUGACCUGAUCCCAGCUCACCUUGAGCUUCUGGAAAGCAGAGAAAUCAUUCUGGUGGAAGGCCUAAAACUGGACGACGUUGAGACUGGAUUAUAUACGGUUCAUUGCUUACCUUUGAGGUUGUUAGGAGCAGAGGGAUCACCAAUACGAUGCAUUCUAAUCAAAUGAAAAUUAUCUCAAUCUUAAGUUUGAAUUAAGGCAUCAUGGGAAUCCUUCAGCUUUCAAAUCAUGGAGAAACUCCAAAACAGGUGAAUGUGAUGCAUGUACAUAGGAGUAUUAAAAACGUCGAAUAAAAGAUGGUUGGGUUGUGUUGAUUAAAUUCGUGUUGGAUUUACCAUCAACUCGAAAUUUCGAUUCGGAUCUCGGGUGCAACUAUUUAGUAGUUAGUUCCAAAAUGAUGUAUAUAUGUAUAGUUUUAAGGAUCUUCUUUGUUGUUCUGCAUAUGUGGACAGCCUAUAUUGUUUAAUGUAGUAAAAGACUUAUAUAUAUAUCUAUACAUACACCUUUGAGAAUUGUAAAAA